This is a messenger RNA of Drosophila ficusphila, 1387 nucleotides long. RefSeq lists its product as uncharacterized. The transcript has a single exon. The record is from RefSeq and is a predicted model, not a curated record. The coding region runs from base 111 to 1250 and encodes 379 amino acids. NCBI's taxonomy places the organism in Eukaryota, Metazoa, Arthropoda, Insecta, Diptera, Drosophilidae.
AGGUCAGAAGUGUGUCAGUUGGCACGUUCGAGUUUGUUUGGUUGAUUCAACAGCACACACACACACGUACUAUAUUCCAAAUCCCGAAAUCAUCUCCAUAAAGCGAAAGGAUGUCCUGCUUGCAGGCGGAGCCCCAGCAGAGGCACUUCGUCACGCGGAGCAGCUAUGAGGGCGCCUGGGACAAGGUGGUCAACGUGAUGGACGGCUUCGGCAGCUACCGCUAUCCGGAUGGCAGUGAGUACCGCGGUCGCUUCCAGCAGGGUCAGUUCCAUGGCUUUGGCCAUCUCCGGCUGGCUCAGCCGUACCGCUUCACGGUGAAGGGGGAGUUCGAGUUCGGCCGUCUGGUCACCGUGGAGGACAUGUGGUUCUCCGACGGUCUCCAUGUGGAGGGUAGCUUCAAAGGCGCCAAGCUGGAGUGCAGUAACUGGGACUACCUGACCCCCAGUGAUCGACGGUAUCACGCCGAACGGCGUUAUGGCCAACAGCCGGUGGGACCCACUGCCUUUGUCACCGGGAAAAUGCUCGCGCGGGACAUUCCCAAGCACUGUUACGAUGUCGAGGAGGGACUGUUCAACAGCAAGACCUGCUGGAUGACCGACCGACCGGGUCCCUUUCGCAGCACCAUGUACCUGGGUUGCAAAAGGGACAAGGAUUGGAUCAAGAAACACUGCCGGAAGGCCAGGAGUUCGUUCAUCAAGGAACCGCCGGCGGGCUUUUGUCGCCGCAUUAUUGCCAACAAUUUGUCCACCGAAAAGUCUCAGGUGCGCAGGACCUCCAUUUAUGCUCCCAAUGGAGCUAUUGAUCGGGAGCGGUACUUCCACAAGCUCACCAAAAAGAGGAACAGCCAAAAGGAGCCACUGCCGAGUGCUCCACGGCGCACAAUAGCUCCAGAUGAUCCCGCCUGGGAGACCGAGAUGUGUGUGCGUGCCUACGCCAGGAUGCUGGACAAACGCCAGCAGGAUCAGCAGGAGUAUCGAAAGAAGCAUCCUUGCGUCAAGUUGGAGCAGGUGGAGAGACCCCGCGAGUGGACGAGCACCUCGGAUGUCCGCAAUGUGGAGUCGGGAGGCGCCUCCAGUUGUCUGUCGGAGAGUUUCGGCGAGGAUCCGUUGCCCCUGAGUCUGGCAGAGACCUACCGAUCAGCCGUUACCAUGAUGCAGAAGCGACCUGCCGAUGCUGUCAAUGUGGUGCAGUCCAAUCUCAUACGGCACAACAGCUACUUGGACAUGACGCGUUCUAUCUUCGAGUUGUAAUUGUUGUAUUCUGUUUUCCAGUUUUAAAUUUUAGUAAACGCCGCUCUUUAGGAAUUCAGUCCAAUGGCUGAUAUAAAAAAUAAAAAUAUAAAUUCAUUAACUUUGUAUGAUGUGGAAUAAAUUUCAAGAAAUGUUAA